UCAGCGUAUCACACAGUGAAAUCGUGCACUGCGUUCUCCUAGUGUCGGGGUUACCUACGAUUACAUAUAUAUCGAAGACAACUUUCCUAGUUGAGAAAAGGAGCGUUACUCACUCACUUCUAUUGUAAUGUGGCGGUUUCCGUUGUUUUUGGUGCUCGCCACUCUCAGCGUCGUGCACUGUGAUCAUCACCUCUGCCCUAGCGGAUACAGUCGUGGGCAAUAUCUCGAUGCAUCGACACAGAAGUAUCUUCUCUGCUGGAAGGUGGAUUGGUCUGACAGGUCGAUCACCUUCUCAGCCAAAGUCGCUACGACAGGAUGGAUAGGGCUCGGUUUCUCACCAACAGGCUUUAUGCCCAACUCCGAUGUGGUCAUUGGAUGGGUGAAAGACGGUCAAGGAUACUUGAAGGUUGCACGGGGCAACGGCUGGUUUGUUUUGCAUCACAUGUGCCUUGCUAUAGCUUCUCUUCCUCUCACAGGAUCGUUUUGCAACUGCGAGGGCACAGCCGCCAAUUGA
Corticium candelabrum is the source of this 514-nucleotide messenger RNA. RefSeq names its product DBH-like monooxygenase protein 1 homolog. Gene Ontology annotation, cellular component: secretory granule membrane. The record is from RefSeq and is a predicted model, not a curated record. The coding region runs from base 128 to 514 and encodes 128 amino acids. The transcript has a single exon. Gene Ontology annotation, biological process: norepinephrine biosynthetic process; octopamine biosynthetic process; dopamine catabolic process. Gene Ontology annotation, molecular function: dopamine beta-monooxygenase activity. NCBI's taxonomy places the organism in Eukaryota, Metazoa, Porifera, Homoscleromorpha, Homosclerophorida, Plakinidae.